AUUAAUUUAUUUUAUGUUUACCAUGUUUCCAGUUCCACAUACGUCUCAGCUAUGAAGAGUGAAUUUAAUAGGAACUACUCAGAGGUGACUGAGUUUAUUCUGUUAGGUUUCAGAACUCCUCCAAAGUUACAGAUCCUCCUGUUUCUGGUGUUCUUGCUGAUCUACAUGGUCACUGUGGUGGGAAAUACCAGCAUGAUAAUUGUCAUAAAGAUGGACUCCAGACUUCAGACGCCUAUGUAUUUCUUCCUCAGAAACUUGUCCUAUUUAGACCUCUGCUACGCCACGGUCACUGCCCCCAAAACUUUAGCCAACCUCUUGUCAAGUGAAAAGAAAAUUUCUUACAAUGGCUGUGCAGUACAAUUUUUCUUCUUUGCCCUGUUUGUCACAGCUGAGGGCUUCCUUCUAGCUGUUAUGGCAUUUGAUCGAUUCUCAGCUAUUUGCUCCCCGCUCCUGUAUCCUACGCACAUGUCUCAGAAAGUCUGUGUUCAGUUGGUAACUGGAUGCUAUAUCUGUGGCUGUAUCAACUCCAUAAUACAAACAGGUUUCACCUUCAGUUUGCGUUUUUGUGUAGAAAACAGACUGGACCACUUUUUCUGUGACGUCCCAGCCCUCCUCAAGAUCUCUUGUGUCGAAACCUUUGUGAAUGAGGUUGUACUGUUUCUUCUCUCCGCUCUCAUCAUCAUCACCACCACAACAGUCAUUCUGCUUUCCUAUGUGUACAUCCUCUGCACUGUCUUAAGGCUUCCUUCAACCCAUGGCAGGAGUAAGACCUUCUCCACCUGUGGCUCCCAUAUAGCGGUGGUGAGUCUGUUCUAUGGGACUGUGUUCUUCAUGUAUGGCCAGCCUGGGGCCAUCUCCUCGCCAGAGAAAAACAAGGUUGUGGCUGUGCUCUACACACUUCUAAUACCCAUGCUCAAUCCUCUAAUAUACAGCCUCAGAAACAGAGAUGUGAAAGAGGCUGUGAAAAGAAUAUUACACAGGAAAUGAUUCCCUCACUGAUAUUUGUAAAACUAUUAUCAUUGGACAAGGUUUGUUUUUGAAGGUUCUUAGUUACUCUUGUUUUUGUAA
Messenger RNA from Sus scrofa (pig), 1068 nucleotides. RefSeq names its product olfactory receptor 9S13-like. NCBI's taxonomy places the organism in Eukaryota, Metazoa, Chordata, Mammalia, Artiodactyla, Suidae. Gene Ontology annotation, biological process: G protein-coupled receptor signaling pathway. The record is from RefSeq and is a predicted model, not a curated record. Gene Ontology annotation, molecular function: G protein-coupled receptor activity; olfactory receptor activity. Gene Ontology annotation, cellular component: membrane.